Messenger RNA from Mustela erminea (ermine), 3988 nucleotides. It is a transcript of the gene RIMOC1, whose product is annotated as chromosome 3 C5orf51 homolog. Bases 376 to 1590 code for a protein of 404 amino acids. NCBI's taxonomy places the organism in Eukaryota, Metazoa, Chordata, Mammalia, Carnivora, Mustelidae. The record is from RefSeq and is a predicted model, not a curated record. Gene Ontology annotation, biological process: mitophagy. The transcript is spliced from 12 exons.
GCCCUUCCGCGUGCUCCCACGCCUGGUCGCGCCCGCCCCGGGGCAGCGGCUGCAGAACCGCGCAGAGGCAGACACCCGAAGGGGCAGCGAGGCAAGGCAGAGCGUGGAUUUUUCUGGCACCUGAGUCCCAAAACCUCCAGAAAUUACUCAGCAGCUGUAAACGUGCAGAUUCUUUGAAGCAGUGCCUUGUAUUAACUAAUGUACAUUUAAUAUUCAGUGGAUAAAAGUUCUGGAUUUUUUCUAGGCUACUCACAUUCCUUGGUUCAUCACCCCCUUUCUCCAUCUCCAAAGUUGGCAAAGGACAGGGUUUCUUUGGCUUCAAGUAUUUUCUUCAGUGCCUUUCGUAGUGGGGCUGGCUGUUACCUGUUUAUAUCUAUGGCAACGCCCUCACUACAAGGCCAAAUGAGGACAACCCAACUUCCAAAGCUUCCCGUCUGCCCUACAGACUACAGCCGCCUCGGGCCAGAGACCCAACAGCGAGAUCCGCCAGCCAACCACCUCCAGCCAGUCGCAUCCACCCUCUCCUCCCAGCGCCCGCAGAGAAAGCUGGCUUCCCAUUGGGCCAACUGUAAGCCCUCUUACGGAGCGGGGGUUCCGUCCCAGCAGCCAGGCGAGCUCCGCCCUCACGCCCCGCCUGCGCCGGGAAAUCAGGUGACCGCGGGCUGGCGCAGUCACGUGGCUGGGGCGCGCCCGCCCGUUGUGGCCAUGGCGGCCGCUGGUUCCAGUGUGGUGAGGCGAGUGGAAGAGCUCGGGGACCUGGCUCAGGCCCACAUACAGCAGCUCAGCGAAGCCGCCGGCGAAGAUGAUCACUUUCUAAUUCGGGCCUCUGCGGCUCUAGAAAAAUUGAAACUUCUGUGUGGAGAAGACAAAGAAUGUUCAAAUCCAUCAAAUCUUCUAGAACUUUACACACAGGCAAUCUUGGACAUGACAUAUUUUGAGGAGAACAAACUAGUAGAUGAAGAUUUUCCUGAAGAUUCUUCACAGAAAGUAAAAGAGCUGAUCAGUUUUCUUUCAGAACCAGAAAUUUUAGUUAAAGAAAAUAAUAUGCAUCCAAAACCCUGUGAUUUGCUUGGGGAUGAACUCCUGGAAUGUCUCUCUUGGAGACGGGGAGCCCUACUCUAUAUGUAUUGUCAUUCUCUGACCAAAAGGAGGGAGUGGCUCACAAGAAAAUCCAAUUUGCUUAAAAAGUACCUUAUUGAUGGAAUCAGUUACUUGCUACAGAUGUUAAAUUAUCGGUGUCCUGUCCAGUUAAAUGAAGGAGUUUCUUUCCAAGACUUAGACACAGCUAAAUUACUGAGUGAAGGAAUAUUUAGUGACAUUCAUUUGCUGGCUAUGAUGUACAGUGGAGAAAUGUGUUACUGGGGAUUGAAGCAUUGUGCAGAUCAACAGCCAGAAAAUCACGAAGUGGAUUCUGGUGUUUCUGGAGCAAGCUACACAACACAAAAAGAACCUCUGGAUUUCCGAGAAGUAGGAGAAAAAAUUUUGAAAAAGUAUGUAUUUGUGUGUGAAGGACCCCUGAAAGAGCAAGAAUGGAAUACAACAAAUGCAAAACAAAUUUUAAACUUUUUUCAGCAUCACACUAACCAGUAAGUUAUCUAUUCCUUUUCCAAGAGGAAAACAAAACAACCCAUGAAAUGGAAAAGUUCCAGAAAAGAAGACAUAUUGACACUGUUUAAGAAUGUUACACUACAUAAAGAUACCCAGCGUGGUUACCUAUUUUUAAUGCCAUCACCAUUUUUCAUUAUAUAUUUUUAAAUCUAUGAAAGAACGAUUCUUUAAUGUUUAAGAUGGCAUGUAUGUUAUUCUAACUCAGCCUGAACUGCAGAUGUUCUAUAACUAAUAAUAAGUAGGAUUAGAGUUUAGAUAAAGCUAAAGUUUUAAUUAUUAGCUUUUUUGUGAUAUAAAUUGACCAUUUCAAAUAUCUUCAGAUUAUUUUAAAAUCUGUCUUGAAGUUUGCUCUGCUUCAGAGAUUAAAAUCAAGUCAACUUAUCGCUUUAGAUAUAUUCUAAAGACGUAAAAAUUGGCAAAAUAAAAAAUUAUGACUAGUAUUCAGACUCCAUUUCCAGAAUAGAUAAAUAAUGAAAGAUGCUACAAAAGAAAUGUUUCAUUUUUUGUUUUACCAUUACUCAUGGCAUUUACAAUUUUUAUGCUAUUGGGCAUUAAGUAAAAAUUUUCAAGUGAUUUUCCAAUUUUAUUUAAAAGAAAAUGGAUGGUUUAUCAAAUGAGUAAUGAAGAUGAAAUCAAGUUAGGUUAGUCCAUCAUUAACUCGUUUGUGUUUAGAGUGCCCCUUUUCAUAGGUAUUGAAAUUUUAAUAUUUUUGUCUUUAAUAGUAGAGAUGAGUGAUAAAGGCCAGAGAACCUAACUUGCUAUCUUGCUUAUUGUCUACCUCAACUCCUAUUGUCAUCUUGGGAUGAUCUAAUAAUUUGCUGAUAUCCUUGACUUCUGUACCAGUGACUUCAUCACAUUCCAGGAACUUAACUCCCAUGGCUACACCUUGAAUGAAUAUCACCAUCCUGAGUUUUUCUUUCUGAAAUCCUUAAAUUUCAUUAAUUGAUGAUAAUUCAUAUCUUUCCAGCUUUUCACUUCCUCAUUUUUACUGAUUUUUCUUUCUCCUUUAUUUCUACUCUAUCUCUUUAGCUUCUUCACAGCCCCAUUUUCUUGACUGUUCUUCCUUCUCCUAAACCAUCAGCCCCUUUGAGAUUUUCUUCCUUCCCUAUCCAGCCUCAGCCUAAUAUGGGAUACCAGAUGAAGUACUCUUCACAGUCCCUUCAAGUCCACUGUCCCCUUGUCCUUCAGUCUGACCAUUCUGCAAGUGUCAGUGUUGAAUUAAUCCUGUCACCCACCUUUUCUGGAAUGCUGCAUCCCAUGUGAAAUACAUGCAGCCAUUGAAAGUGUAAUCCCUAUAAGUAUCUCAGCUUUGACUUUAGGAGAGCCCUCAGUACAAGCCUUCUGUUUGUUUCUGGUGUGGCUCCUCUCCUACCAUGGUGACUAAUCGAAACCUCUCACUUUCCUCAUGAGGUCCUCUGUCCCAUCCUCUCCCAUAGCAUAUGGCUCUUGGUCCUAUCUUACAGAAAUUUAAGACUAUGAGGACAUAAACUUCUAUUUCUUGGCUUUGCCCUACUCAUUUUCCCCAUUUUUAGAAGAAAAGAGAUUGCCUGCACGCUGUUGAAAGCCAGUCUCUGCCUUUCCUCAUUUCCCCUGGGGCUUCUUUUUUUUUCUGCCUACCUUUUAGGUAUUAUUCUUCCCCUGGAGGUCUAUCUUUUUUCUCUUUAUCCCUCUUCUCCCCCUUUUCCUUUCUCUCUCUCUCUCUCUCUCUUUUUUAAACUUAUUCUUAGGUGAUGUCAUUCAUAGCCAUGGCUGCUUCUGACACCUGUAAUGUUAAGCUUACUUCUAGACUUGCAACUUGAAUCCCAGCUUCUGCUCUCUGAGCCUUCUUUCUAACUGCCUAUUAAAUGUCUUCACUUAGAUAAUUUUAAAUUCAAUAUGUCCAAAUAACUAACCCUCGUCUUUAUCUAAAAUCUUUUUUGGUUCAUGUUUUUGGUGGUUUUGAUCUUUCACAGUGCAGGGCAAUAAGGAAUGCCAUAAUCUAGUUUCUGUCCACAUUCCCUGUUUUAUCUCUGCAAUGUAUCCUGUGUAAUCACGUCCUAGUCCAGUUCUAGUCCUCAAACAUUAAUAACGAGGCUCUUUUUUGAUAAAUAUGAACAUUCUGAUAGAGCAUCUUGGUAUAAGGAAAAUGUCUCCCUGUCUCUGCCCCACCUUUUCGCUUAAUCUUAUGCAACUAAGAUUUUUAUUUAACGUUGCUUUUCAACAAGUUUUACUAUAAAAAUGCCUUUGUGUUUUCUAAGUAUAAAGAUUUACAUCAUUUUUAGUGUGAUUUUAAGAACCACAGACCACCCUCCCCGACUCUUUUUGGAGCAUCAUGAUCAAUUGUUAAUUAAACAGGUAACACUGCUUUAUAGUUCUUUAUGAGUUGGUGAACUCUGUAUUU